AUGGCUUCCGGGAAGCUGAGAGGAAAAUCACUGAGCCGCGUCAUCGGUUUGAUUGGCGCCGUUGGAUUUGUGCUACAAGGCUACGACCAGGCAGUUUCAAAUGGAUUGUUGACGUUGGGCUCGUUCAUCGCCGUUUUCCCUCAGAUCGACACUGUGCAUACUACUGGAAGCGAGAAAUCUCACAAUUCUACAAUCCAAGGAACAACAGUUGCUAUCUAUGAAGUUGGGUGUGCACUCGGGGCUGGUUCCUGUGCUUUUCUGGGCGACAGACUGGGCCGCCGCAAGACUAUAUUCCUUGCCGGUUGCAUCGCUCUCAUCGGUGUUGUCAUCCAGUCAAGUCCUUUUGCACUUGGCCAGCUGAUCGCCGGUAGAGUUAUCACUGGUCUGGGAGUGGGUGGCUUCACCGCUACAAUCCCCAUGUACGUCUCCGAGUCUUCUCUGGCAAAUUCCCGUGGAAGAAUGGUGCUACUCGAGGGAUGGUUUGCAAUUGGUGGAAUUGUGCUCGCAACGUGGUUAGAAUUCGGGCUUUACUAUGUUGGUGACAACUCUGUCAGCUGGCGCUUUCCCAUUGCGUUCCAAGGUCUCUUCGCCCUGAUCGUUGUUGGUUGUAUCAUGUUGCUCCCCGAGUCACCUCGCUGGCUGGCACGCGUUGGACGAUUGGAAGAGGCAGCCGAGGUAUUAGCCCGGAUAGAAGACAUGUCCGCAGACUCCGAGCACGUAUUGCAAGAGAUGGACAUCAUCCGCCAAUCACUUGUGUUGGACCAAAACGCAGAGUCGUCCGGAUCUUCCUCACCUUUCGCGCUCACAAAGAACCGGCAUUUACAUCGAACUAUUUUGGCUGUCGGUGUUAAUAUCCUGGCCCAGAUGACAGGCGUCAACAUCAUCACAUUCUACUCCGACACCAUCUUCGAAGGUGAUUUGGGGUAUUCAGGUACCAUGUCUCGAAUUAUCACUGGAUGUCUACAGAUUUGGCAAUUCUUAGCAGCCGGUCUGGCCGUCUUAUUGAUUGAUCGUGUCGGCCGUCGACCGCUCUUCAUCGCCGCUGCGAUUGGAAUGACUGUCGCCCAAGCUUGUCUAGCCGGACUCUCGAGCGACCUAGGGAACAAGUCCGCCGCUGGGGCUUCUCUCUUGUUCUACUUCAUGGCACUCUUCUGCUUCCCUAUUGGCCUUUUCCUGGUGCCGUUCAUGUAUGCUGCAGAGAUUGCCCCACUGCGGACCCGUGCUCAAGUGACAGCCAUGUCGGCUGCAGCGAACUGGCUCUUCAAUUUCGUCUUGGCCGAGGUGAGCCCAGUUGGGUUCGCGACAAUCAGCUGGCGGUAUUACAUUGUAUAUGCAUGCAUUAGCGCAUUUGCAUGCGUCUUCUUCUACAUCUUCUGCCCGGAGACCAAGGGCCGCACACUUGAGGAGAUCGACGAUAUCUUUGUGCAGUCCAAGUCCGCGUUCGAUACGGUCCGGAUCGCUCGUCAAAUGCCUUUCCAAACAGAAAUAUUGGCCCACAUCGAUGAGACCGAAAAGGGAAUUGAAGAGAAACAGGUUGAGCAUGCAUGA
This is a messenger RNA of Penicillium salamii, 1548 nucleotides long. NCBI's taxonomy places the organism in Eukaryota, Fungi, Ascomycota, Eurotiomycetes, Eurotiales, Aspergillaceae. The record is from the annotation of a GenBank genome assembly.